GCGAGGCGCUCAAAGUCAGCCUCGCAGACAUUGCAGCAGAGCCCCGAACUCGGGAGGCGGCGGCGGCCGAGGCGGAGGGAAGACCCGGCCCCACUCCCGCCCGUCCGCGCGCGCCCGCCCUGGCCUCGCGUCCGCCGCUACGCUCCGUAGCGCUGCUGUCAGAGGGAAGAGCUCGCCCGGGCGCCGGGGAAGGACGGGGCGGCGGGGCGCCUUCGUGGAGUGAGCCUGACGGAGCCGGACGCACGGAGCCGCGGCGGCCUCGGGAAAUAUUUGGAUUUCAGAACUCUGCUCUCAGGACCCAUUAUUUAAACAUUGAGGAGAAGCACAUCCGGAAGGUGCACACUUGAAGGAUGAUCAGGGAAUCUAAAGACUCCAGAUGACAUCAGAGCUACUUUUCAACAGCCUUCUCAAUUUCCUUUCUCAGAAAGCAGAGGCUCAAACCUUGGAGACAGAUGAACAUUGAUAUUUGCAUUUAAUGGGGAACAAAAGAUGAAGGAGGAAAAGCACUAUAUUCUCUAAGGAUUAUAUCUGCUUGCUGCUACAGACCUAUGUGUUAAGAAAUUCUUCUGCUGCUUCUUGCUUAGAAAGAAGUUGAUCAGCUGUGUGGAGUUGCCUGCCUUUUAUCUUGUCAUUGCUAGAAGAAAUCCUAGUCGGAAUGUAACAGUACAUGUCCAUCUAAUUGCUAUGGAAGGUGAUAAACUGCCAUUCAGUUAUUAAAGUUAUAUCUAACUUGCCCACAGAAAACCAUUCUUUAAAGUGAAUAGAAAUCAAGCCCUUGUGAACACUUCUAUUGAACAUGACUCAUGGAGAAGAGCUUGGCUCUGAUGUGCACCAGGAUUCUAUUGUUUUAACUUACCUAGAAGGAUUACUAAUGCAUCAGGCAGCAGGGGGAUCAGGUACUGCCGUCGACAAAAAGUCUGUUGGGCAUAAUGAAGAAGAUCAGAACUUUAACAUUUCUGGCAGUGCAUUUCCCACCUGUCAAAGUAAUGGUCCAGUUCUCAAUACACAAACAUACCAGGGAUCUGGCAUGCUGCAUCUCAAAAAAGCCAGACUGUUGCAGUCUUCUGAGGACUGGAAUGCAGCAAAGCGGAAGAGGCUGUCUGAUUCCAUCGUAAAUUUAAACGUAAAGAAGGAAGCUUUGCUAGCUGGCAUGGUUGACAAUGUGCCUAAAGGCAAACAGGAUAGCACAUUACUGGCCUCUUUGCUUCAGUCAUUCAGCUCUAGGCUGCAGACUGUUGCUCUGUCACAACAAAUUAGGCAGAGCCUCAAGGAGCAAGGAUAUGCCCUUGGUCAUGAAUCUUUAAAAGUGGAGAAGGAUUUAAGGUGUUAUGGUGUUGCAUCAAGUCACUUAAAAACUUUGUUAAAGAAAAGUAAAGCUAAAGAUCAAAAGCCUGAUACCAAUCUUCCUGAUGUAACUAAAAACCUCAUCAGAGAUAGGUUUGUAGAGUCACCUCAUCAUGUUGGACAAAGUGGAACAACGGUCAUGAGUGAACCCUUGUCAUGUGCUGCAAGAUUACAGGCUGUUGCAAGCAUGGUGGAAAAAAGGGCUAGUCCUGCCACCUCACCUAAACCUAGUGUAGCUUGUAGCCAAUUAGCAUUACUCCUUUCAAGCGAAGCCCAUUUGCAACAGUAUUCUCGGGAACAUGCUUUAAAAACACAAAAUGCAAAUCAAGCAGCAAGUGAAAGACUUGCUGCUAUGGCCAGAUUACAAGAAAAUGGCCAGAAGGAUGUUGGCAGUUUCCAGCUCUCAAAAGGAAUGUCAAUCCAUCUUAAUGGUCAGGCAAGAACAUCAUCUAGCAAACUAUUGGCUAGCAAAAGUAAUGCUACAACAUUUCAGAAUCCAAUGGGUGUUGUUCCUUCUUCCCCCAAAAAUGCAGGCUAUAAGAAUUCACUGGAAAGAAACAAUAUAAAACAAGCUGCUAGUAAUAGUUUGCUUUUACAUCUUCUUAAAAGCCAGACUAUACCUAAGCCAAUGAACGGACACAAUCAUAGUGAGAGAGGAAGCAUUUUUGAGGAUAGUAGUACACCUACAACUAUUGAUGAAUAUUCGGAUAACAAUCCUAGUUUUACAGAUGACAGCAGUGGUGAUGAAAGUUCUUAUUCCAACUGUGUUCCCAUAGACUUGUCCUGCAAACACCGAAUCGAAAAACCAGAAACUGACCAACCUGUUUCUCUGGAUAACUUAACUCAAUCAUUGCUGAACACUUGGGACCCAAAAGUCCCAGAUGUAGAUAUCAAAGAAGAUCAAGAUACCUCAAAGAAUUCUAAGCUAAAUUCACACCAGAAAGUAACACUUCUUCAAUUGCUACUUGGCCAUAAGAAUGAAGAAAAUGUAGAAAAAAACACCAGCCCUCAGGGAGUACACGAUGUGACAAAGUUCAAUACCCAAAAUUAUAUGAGGACUUCUGUAAUAGAAAGCCCCAGUACAAACAGGACUACACCAGUGAGCACUCCACCAUUACUUACAUCAACCAAAGCAGAGUCUCCCAUGAAUCUUUCUCAACACUCUCUGGUCAUCAAAUGGAAUUCCCCAGCAUAUGCCUGCGGUACUCAGUCUGAAAAGCUAACAAAUACUGCAUCUAACCACUUGAUGGACCUUACAAAAAGCAAAGAAUCGCAAGUAGAGAAAUCAGCCCAAAAUGAAGGUGCACAAAACUCUGCAACUUUUAGUGCCAGUAAGCUGUUACAAAAUUUAGCACAGUGUGGAAUGCAGUCUUCCAUGUCAGUGGAAGAGCAGAGACCCAGCAAACAGCUGUUAGGUGUAAACAUAGAUAAACCUGUGGGUAUGACUGAUAGAUUAAAUAGCCCUGUGCUCCCAAAUAAAACAAAUGCAGUUGAAGAAAAUAAAGCAUUCAGUAGUCAGCCAACAGGUCCUGAACCAGGACUUUCUGGUUCUGAAAUAGAAAAUCUGCUUGAAAGACGCACUGUCCUCCAGUUGCUCCUGGGAAACCCCAACAAAGGUAAGGGUGAAAAGAAAGAGAAAAUUCCUUCAAGAGAUGAAAGUACUCAGGAACAUACAGAGAGAGCUUUAAGUGAACAAAUAUUGAUGGUGAAAAUAAAAUCUGAGCCUUGUGAUGACUUACAUAUUCACAAUACAAAUGUGCACUUGAGCCACGAUGCUACGAGUGCCCCAUUCUUAGGUAUGACUCCUACCAUGCAGAGACAUGCACCUGCCUUACCAGUGUCUGAGGACUUUAAAUCAGAGCCUGGUUCACCUCAGGAUUUUUCUUUCUCAAAGAACGGUCUGUUAAGUCGAUUGCUGAGACAAAAUCAAGAGGGUUACCUGGCAGAUGAUCCAGACAAGAGUCACAGAAAUAGUGAACUGACACCCCUAGAAUCAAAGAAUCUUUGCAUGGUUCCUAAAAAAAGGAAGCUUUACACUGAGCCAUUAGAAAAUCCAUUUAAAAAGAUGAAAAAUAACAUUGUCGAUGCUGCAAGUAAUCACAGUGCUCCAGAAGUACUGUAUGGGUCCUUGCUUAACCAAGAAGAGCUGAAAUUUAGUAGAAAUGAACUUGAAUUUAAAUAUCCUGCUGGCCAUGGUUCAGCCACUGAAAGUGAACAUAGGAGUUGGGCCAGAGAGAGCAAAAGCUUCAAUGUUCUCAAACAGCUUCUUCUUUCAGAAAACUGUGUGCGAGAUUUGUCCCCACACAGGAGUAACUCUGUCAUCGACAGUAAAAAGAAAGGACACAAAAAUCACAUGACCAGAAGCAAACCUGAAUUCAACAUUUCUUCUUUAAAUGGACUGAUGUACAGUUCCACUCAGCCAAACAGUUGUGUGGAUAACAGGACAUUUUCAUACCCAGGAGUGGUAAAAACUCCUGUGAGUCCUCCUUUCCCUGAACACUUGGGCUUUGCGGGGUCUAGACCAGAAUCCGGGCUUUUGAAUGGGUGUUCUAUGCCCAGUGAGAAAGGACCCAUUAAGUGGGUUAUUACAGAUGUGGAUAAGAAUGAGUUUGAAAAAGACUGUCCACGACUGACCAAAACUAACCCAAUACUGUAUUAUAUGCUCCAGAAAGGAGGCAAUUCUGUUACCAGUCGAGAAACACAGGACAAGGACAUUUGGAGGGAGCCUUCAUCUGCCGAAAGUGUCUCACAGAUUACAAUCAAAGAAGAGUUACCACCUCCUGCAGAAACUAAAGCUUCUUUCUUUAAUUUAAGAGGCCCUUAUAACAGCCAUAUGGGAAAUAAUGCUUCUCGCCCACACAGUGCAAAUGGAGUUUAUGGACUUCUGGGAAAUGUGCUAACAAUAAAAAAAGAAUCAGAAUAAAAUGUACCUGUCAUCCAGCUUUGGAUCUUUUUAAACCUGAUUAGUAUGAACUUGAGAUCUGUAUAAAUAAGAGCAUGAUUUGAGAAAAGCAUGGAAUAAUUGAAACUUUUUUCAUUUUGAAAAGUAUUGGUUACUGGUGAUGUUUAAAUAUGCAUAUUAAUUUUUGCUUAACAUUAGAUGUCAUGAGGAAACUACUGAACUAGCAACUGGUUGUUUAACACUUCUGUAUGCAUCAGAUAUCAACUGUGAGUAGCCUAUGAAUGAAAUUCUUUUAUAAUCAUAAAUGAUAGGCAUAAAUUAAAAUUUAAAACUCCACCCAUAGUGGAUUAAUGCAUUUUGCUGCCUCUGUUAGGUGACUUUAUUUUGCUUUUCUGAAGUCAGCCUAUAUAACGUAUUUUUAAACAUCCAAAUUCUUAGAUAAUUCUUUAAAGGAUAAUUACUGAAUAAAAAAUCUAGUGCUGAUUCACAUUUCAUUAUCCAAUUCAAAAAUAAAUUAGAAAAAAUAUGCCUACAUUUUUCACUUUUGCUAAAAAAACAUAUUUAUUUUUAACUCUUGGAGGGGGUUUUGUGGAUCCCAGUGUGUCUGCUCCACCCCAGUCCUUUUCAAUAUAUUUCUUUAAACCUUGUACUACUUAGUAAAAAUUGAUUACAAUUGAGGGAAGUUUGAUAGAUCCUUAAAAUAAAAAAACAUUUCCAUUUUUGUAUUUUAACUACUUUACUAAUUUAAUACUCCUCCUUUUACAGAAUUAGGAAGGUUAAUGUUUAUCUUCAGGUGGUUUCCUGAAUAGUUGAAUGUUUAAGAAAUUGUUUUUAACAGAAGCAAAAUGUCUUUUCUUUAGACAAAUUUCACCAUCUCUUAUUCCUGUGAUACCUGUGAGUCCUAUGUCCAGGAUAUCUUAAAGCUGGACACAGACUUCCUGCAUUAGAAUCAUCUGGAGAUGUUUUUAAAUGCAGAUUCAUAGGCUGCAUCUCAGAUCUGCAGAACAAGAAUCACUGCUAGGUGGACCUGGGAGUCUUCUUUCUUCAUCUUAACACUCUCCUUAGGUGUUUUGGCUGCACAUUGAAGUUUGAGAACCAUUGCUUAUGACUUUUCUCAGAACUGUAAAAAACUAUUUGAGGCCUGUGUUUUCCCCAGUACAGUCACACGUCAACUCAAAACUUGCAAUAUUGUCAUUCGUAUAUUACCGUAUGUCUUUGGAAAUCGGGUUCAGAAUACUUUUUAUGACAAAUUGCGUAGAGGGGACAACUUUCAUAUCUGGCUCGACAUCUCAGGAAAAUCUGUGAUUAUUUAUGUGUUCUAAUGAGUAACAUCUACUUAACUAGCCUUAGGGAUGGAAUAACAGGGCCACUUACCAAACUCAGGUGAUUCCAGGACAGUUUGGAAACUUCUCCUGAAUACAUCCUUAACUUCUGUUAAAAACCAUUGUCCUAAGAAUAAUGCUGACAAAGACUAACAUAUUUAGUUCCAACCCAAGAAAGACACUAAACUCAGAUUGACUAAAUGAAAAAAGUACAAAGGACACACAUACAUAACGAAAUUAUACACAGUCACUCCAUUAGAUCUCUUAUUUUAAAAUAGUGAUUAAAAGUAAACAUUGAUAAUGUCCUGGAAGAACUUAAUGUAUUAUCGAGCCACAUGGGGUUUCGAUCUUGAAACAAGUCCAUUCUUAAGUUGAGUUUUUACAAUCCACAAUUCAUUCAUCAGAUAAUAUUUUUAAUUGUGAACCAGGUUAGCAACUGACCUGUCAAAAAUUAUUAUAUAAUUAAUGUAAUAUUAAUUGAAGGAAAUUUAUUUAAAGUUGUUCUACUUGAAGUUGUUUCUAAGAUUUUUAUAUUAAAAAUGGGUCUUGUUUCUUAAUAUGAUCUAAAACCCUAAAUGGUUAUUUUUUUCUCAAUGAUUUGUAAAUAGCUACUGGAUAUAAUAAUAGGAGUGAAUAUUAUGCUACAUCAUAGAAAGAUGAAGGCAUAUGCUUAUUCUGACAUGAAAAUUCCACUGGCCAGUAAAUAUAUUCUACUCCAUGUCCAUACUGUGACAAUCUUAUUGUCUACACUAUAUAAAUAAGCUUUUAAACAAGUCAUUUUUCUCGGUCAUUGUGAAAAGCCUGGAGCCGUAGAAGUAUGUCAGAAAAAAAUGUUGGUAUUCUCCCAUGGUUGGAAGAAAUGGGCUUUUUACAAGGGAGUAAAACUUAAGUCAGGGAAAAGAACAUCAAGGGACAGCAUUGCUUUUCUUCUUCUUUUUUGUGUGUUGUUAAUUGCUUGUUUUUUGUUGUUAACAAUUAAAGGAAUGAAAAUAUGUAAUACAUAAAUAUGACCACAAAGAAUACUGUUCUGAUUUAGUAGAGCAUGUCCCCAAUUUGAGUUGAGUGAUUUUAAAGAAGAGCAGUGAGAAAGGGCAUACAUCCACAAAUUCACUUUGUUUAUGCAUAUGUAGAUACAAGGGUGCAUAUAUACACAUUUUCAAGAACUAUUUUAGAUAUCUAGACAAUUUCUUCCUAAUGAAGUCAUUUGUGGAAGGGUACUACAGCUCUCAUUGACAUCAGUAAGGUAGCAUUACCUGUUUAUUCUCUGCUGCAUCUUACAGAAGAGUAAACUGGUGAGAGUAUAUAUUUUAUAUAUAUAUAUAUAUAAUAUGUAUAUAUAUAGAAAGAGAGACUUGUUACAUGAAGAUGUUAAAAUCGGUUUUUAAAGGUGAUGUAAAUAGUGAUUUCCGUAACAAAAAAUACAUAUUUUGUAUUGUUCUAAUGCAACAGAAAAGCCUUUUAAUCUCUUUGGUUUCUGUAUAUUCCAUGUAUAAGUGUAAAUAUAAUCAGACAGGUUUAAAAAUUGUGCAUGUAUGUAUACAGUUGCAAGUCUGGACAAAUGUAUAGAAUAAACCUUUUAUUUAAGUUGUGAUUACCUGCUGCAUGAAAAGUGCAUGGGGGACCCUGUGCAUCUCUGCAUUUGGCAAAAUGUCUUAUGUCAGAUCAGACAUUCAUCCCAACACGACAGUAUUCCAUUUCUGGACAUGACUUCUGUGGUUUAAGCUUUGUGACAGAAUGUGCUUUGAAUCCAAGGGUCUUAAAAAUUUUUUUAAAUCAAGUCAACCACUUUUCAACAUAAAGAAUUCACACAACUACUUUCAUGAAUUUUUUAAUCCCAUUGGAAGCAUACCAGGAGUAUUACAGCAUUAGCUGAUACUGUAAUACAGGCACAUUACCAUUCUUGGUAAGAAUUCUGGGGUUUACACAACCGAUUUUGAUGCGAUCUGCUCAGUAAUAUAAUUUGUCAUUUUUAUUAGAAAUUUCAUUUCUUCAUGUGAUGUCAUGAAACUGUACAUACUGCUGUGUGGAUUUUUUUUGUUUUGUUUUUUAAUCUUUUAGUGUUUACUUCCUGCAGUGAAUUU
Messenger RNA from Cynocephalus volans (Philippine flying lemur), 7649 nucleotides. It is a transcript of the gene NRIP1, whose product is annotated as nuclear receptor interacting protein 1. NCBI's taxonomy places the organism in Eukaryota, Metazoa, Chordata, Mammalia, Dermoptera, Cynocephalidae. The transcript is spliced from 4 exons. Gene Ontology annotation, molecular function: transcription coactivator activity; signaling receptor binding; nuclear glucocorticoid receptor binding. The record is from RefSeq and is a predicted model, not a curated record. Gene Ontology annotation, cellular component: nucleus. The coding region runs from base 797 to 4267 and encodes 1156 amino acids. Gene Ontology annotation, biological process: cellular response to estradiol stimulus; negative regulation of transcription by RNA polymerase II; positive regulation of transcription by RNA polymerase II.